GUUUUAUUUCGACGCGGACCGUGAAAACACGCAUGCGCGGGGGCGUACAGAAAACGCAUGAGAAAGUGUGAUAGUUGGAAGUGCACACAUGGAUUCUCAGAAAGAUCUCCAGCCGCCCAAACAGCAGCCUAUGAUUUACAUCUGUGGAGAGUGCCACACAGAAAAUGAGAUCAAGGCCCGGGAUCCCAUCAGGUGUAGAGAGUGCGGCUACAGGAUCAUGUACAAGAAGAGGACGAAGCGCCUGGUUGUGUUUGAUGCUCGAUAAACUCACGUUCUUCUCUUCCUGGUUUCACAUCAGUUGAUUGUUGUGUCCUGUCAUGUAAAUAACUUGGAAAGUAAAGAGGGCGUUUUACACGCGAUGCUGUACAGGUACAGGCUUAAAGACUGGACUCUGGCAGCCAGCGAUGUUCUGCUCCUGACUGCGGCCUGACCCGACACGCCCGACCGCAGAACACACUGGGAGGGCAGGAAGCGGUUCUGCAGCAGUUUAUUCAGAAUGCUUGUUUGCAAUAAAUGUUUUGAUUUCA
Brienomyrus brachyistius is the source of this 527-nucleotide messenger RNA. It is a transcript of the gene polr2k, whose product is annotated as RNA polymerase II, I and III subunit K. Gene Ontology annotation, molecular function: zinc ion binding; DNA-directed RNA polymerase activity; DNA binding. The coding region runs from base 89 to 265 and encodes 58 amino acids. Lineage: Eukaryota; Metazoa; Chordata; Actinopteri; Osteoglossiformes; Mormyridae. The transcript is spliced from 4 exons. Gene Ontology annotation, biological process: DNA-templated transcription. The record is from RefSeq and is a predicted model, not a curated record. Gene Ontology annotation, cellular component: RNA polymerase III complex; RNA polymerase I complex; RNA polymerase II, core complex.